CCCUGGCUCAAUUUCACUCGUCUGAUGUAGGGGUAAACAUGUCGGUAAUGGGAGGUGGUACGAGAGGGUUUUAUUUCAAUACAGUCCUGUCUUUGGCCCGCUCUUUAGCUGCCCACCGCCCCGCACCGGUAGAGAAGGUCCAGAAGCUACAAUGUAUGUGUCCAGUAGAAAUCCGUGGCGUAUUCACUCUCGAUGUGCGUCGCAGAGAUGCUGUGAUAGCGUUGGCUGUGUUUCUGGUGGAAUCUGGCUUACAGCACAAAGACAUGCUUGUUUCUUACUUGCUGAGCUUAUUGAGAGGGCUGCCACGGGUUCAAUGGAUUGAAGAGAGCUUGGGAAAGAAGGGAAAGGACUCUCUUCCAGUUGCAGAAAACUUUAGCUUCUGUUUAGUGACCCUGUUGGCAGAUGUGGCUCAGAGGGACCCCGAUUCCAGACAAGAGAUCUUGAACACUGUAAUGGAAGUCAUGCAGGCAUUGCAAGACAUGUGCCAAACACCUGAUAACCAUGAUAAAGUCUACCUGUGCAGGUAUAUUGUUCCGAGCCUACUGGGUAUGACUCGAGCGUUUGGCCGCUACAGCAACACAGAUGAUGCCCUGCUGUCCAAGUUGUUCCCCAAAGACUCUCCACAGACUCGCUGCGUCACGGAGGAAACAGAGGGGAUUCGCCGCAGGUCCUUCAAUGACUUCCGCUCCAUCCUGCCAUCAUCGCUGCUCACAGUGUGUCAGAGCGACACUCUGCGCAGACGCACUGGGGCCAAUCAGGAUUCAUUUUCACAGGUGUGCACAGAUCCAGGAGGCCACUCUCCCUGCUCUCCCACAGCCCCUGGGCCACAUUACUUUGAAGGUGCCUACCUCCCAGACAGCAGCUCAGUAGACCCUGACUACUAUUUCUCUACGGUCAGCUCCAGUUUCUCCAUGUCUCCUCUGUUCAUGGGAGCAGGAGAGAAUGAGGUGGAGGUGCCUGUUGAUCUGCUGCGACAGCUCCUUGGCAUGGUAAAAACGUUUGUUUCUGAUGCUUUCUUGAAAACACUGGAUGCCACCAUGAAUGAAGUUACAGAGACUAACCCUGGAAUCAACCUGUAUUACAAAACCUUCAGUGAUCCUCUCUAUGUGUGCGUCUUCAAAAUGCUGCGGGACACACUCUACUACAUGAAAGCCUUGCAGUCAACCUUUGUGCGAGAGGUGCACGACUUCGUGCUGGAACAGUUUAGCAGCAGCCAGUCCGAGCUGCAGCGGGUACUUCAUGAUGCGGGGGGGUUGCCAGGGGAACAAAGCCCCCUCAAGCUUCGUUGCCAAGCCAACGCUGCCUGUGUAGACCUCAUGGUGUGGGCUGUGAAAGAUGAGCAAGGGGCAGAGAAUUUGUGCACCAAACUCUCAGAAAAGCUGCAGUCGAAAACCUCGAGUAAAGUCAUCAUUGCUCACAUGCCCCUGCUCAUCUGCUGUCUACAGGGCUUAGGGCGUCUGUGUGAGAGGUUCCCAGUGGUAGCUCACUCUACCACAACAUCACUCAGAGACUUCCUGGUUGUUCCCUCUCCUGUUCUUAUUAAACUCUACAAGUAUCACAGCCAGUACAGCACGGGCACAGGAGAAAUCAGGAUCAAUGUAACCAAUGAGCAUUCGCAGGCCACCUUUAAUGUCCUGUCCAACAGAAAGGACCAACCAUCCAUGUACGAACAACUCAGAGACAUUUCCAUCGACAACAUCUGCAGAUGUCUGAAAGCUGGCCUGACCAUGGACAGUGUUAUUGUGGAGGCUUUUCUGGCCAGUCUGUUCAACCGUCUGUACAUUUCACAGGAGAAUGACAAGGAUGCUCAUCUAAUCCCCGAUCACACCAUUCGAGCACUGGGCCACAUUGCAGUUGCUCUGAGAGACACACCUAAAGUCAUGGAGCACAUCCUCCAAAUCCUUCAACAGAAAUUCUGCCAGCCUCCAUCACAGCUGGACGUCCUUAUCAUAGACCAGCUCGGCUGCAUGGUCAUCACAGGAAAUCAAUACAUCUACCAGGAGGUGUGGAACUUGUUCCAGCAGAUCAGUGUAAAAGCCAGUUCAGUGGUUUACUCUGCUACUAAAGACUACAGAGAUCAUGGCUACAGACACUGCUCUCUGGCUGUGAUCAAUGCUCUGGCCAACAUUGCGGCCAACCUGCAGGGGGAGCAACUUGUGGAUGAACUGAUGGUGAACCUUCUAGAGCUGUUUGUCCAGCUUGGCCUGGAAGGAAAGAGGGCCAGUGAGAGGGCCUCAGACAAGGGGCCAGCACUUAAGGCAUCAAGUAGUGCUGGAAACCUUGGGGUCCUCAUUCCAGUGAUUGCUGUGUUGACUAGACGGCUUGUACCAAUCAAAGAGGCCAAGCCUCGCCUCCAGAAGCUGUUCCGGGACUUCUGGUUGUACUCUGUGGUCAUGGGUUUUGCUGAAGAAGGCUCAGGCCUUUGGCCGGAGGAAUGGUAUGAAGGUGUGUGUGAAAUUGCCACCAAGUCUCCUCUUCUCACCUUCCCCAGUGGAGAACCUCUACGCUCUGAACUACAAUACAACUCUGCACUGAAAAAUGACACAGUAACCCCGGCUGAGUUAAGUGAGCUGCGGGCGACCAUCAGUAACCUCCUGGACCCGCCUCCUGAAGGUUCUGCUCUCAUCAAUAAAUUAGAUUUUGCCAUGUCCACAUACCUGCUGUCAGUCUACAGGCUGGAGUACAUGAGAAUGCUGCGAUCAAAUGAUCCCGACCGGUUCCAAGUCAUGUUUCGAUACUUUGAAGACAAAGCCAUACAGAAAGAUAAAUCUGGUAUGAUGCAGUGCAUUAUUUGUGUUGGCGACAAGGUCUUUGAUGUCUUCCUCCAAAUGAUGGCUGAGAAGGCAAAAACUAAAGAACAUGAAGAGGAACUGGAAAGACAUGCCCAGUUCUUACUGGUCAACUUUAAUCACACCCACAAGAGGAUCCGCAGAGUGGCAGACAAGUACCUGUCUGGUUUAGCUGAGACAUUCCCCCAUCUGCUUUGGAGCGGUCGUGUGUUGAAGACCAUGUUGGACAUUCUGCAAACACUCUCUCUGUCGCUGAGUGCGGAUAUCCACAAGGACCAGCCAUACUAUGACAUUCCAGACACCCCAUACCGGAUCACUGUUCCUGACACUUACGAGGCCCGAGAGAACAUUGUGAAGGACUUUGCUGCUCGCUGUGGUGAGAUUCUGAAAGAGGCGAUGAAAUGGGCCCCUUCAGUCACCAAGUCCCACCUACAGGAGUACUUGAACAAGCAUCAGAACUGGGUGUCUGGACUGUCCCAGCACACAGGACUGGCCAUGGCCACCGAGAGCAUACUACACUUUGCCGGCUACAACCGACAGAGUACUACACUGGGUGCUGCUUUCCCUCAGACCACACAGCUGACAGAGAGACCUGCAUGUGUUAAGAAAGACUACUCCAACUUCAUGGCAUCACUCAACUUAAGAAAUCGCUACACUGGGGAGGUGGCUGGCAUGAUCCAGUUUUCAGAGGCGACACACAGCCAGUCAGAUCUAAACAAGCUGAUGAUCCAUCAGAUGACUAACGCUCUGGACAAGAAAGACCCUGAGGCCUUCACUCAAGCCAUGUUCAAGAUGGCUGCCCUGCUUAUAACUACCAAAAACUGUGAUCCUCUGCUCCUCCACCAUCUGUGCUGGUCUCCUCUGAAGAUGUUUACAGAACAUGGUAUGGAGACUGCUAUCGCCUGCUGGGAGUGGCUCUUGGCUGCACACAAUGGAGUUGAAGUGCCAUUCAUGCGAGAAAUGGCGGGUGCCUGGCAGAUGACAGUGGAGCUGAAGAUGGGUUUGUUUUCGGAGGGUAAGGCAGAAGCAGGUCCUCUGGCCGUCUCAGAGGAGAGCCAACCUGCACCCUGUGCUCCUGAUGUCAUCCCUCACUUCCUCUGGAUAGAGUUUCUGGUGCAGAGGUUUGAGAUUGCAAAGUACAGCAGUGCAGACCAGGUGGAGAUUUUCACUGCCAUUCUGCAGAGAUCACUGUCUCUGAGUGUCGGAGGUGCCAAAAGCAGCCUGAACAGACAUGUCGCUGCCAUUGGACCAAGAUUCAGGCUGUUGACUCUGGGUCUAACUCUCCUGCACGCUGACAUUGUGACAAACGCCACCAUCAGAAAUGUGCUUCGAGAGAAGAUCUAUUCCACAGCUUUUGACUACUUCAGUGUCAAUCCCAAAUUUCCCACUCAGACAGAUAAGAAGCUGAGAGAAGACAUCAGUAUAAUGAUCAAGUUCUAUGCCAGCCUCCAGUCAGACAAGAAAUAUCUGGCAGCCAGUCAGCUGGUUCCCCCAGAUCCUCAGGACAUGUCAGUGAACAGUCUGUCGGUGGUGGCGGUAACAGACAGUCGCAGCAGUCUGGAUGCAGCAGUAGGUCAGAGGCAGCAGGUGGCUCAGGGAUGGAUUAACACCUACCCUCUAUCCUCUGGAAUGUCCACCAUAUCCAAGAAGUCUGGUUUGUCUAAGAAAAGCAACAGAGGCUCUCAGCUGCAUAAGUACUACAUGAAGCGCAGGACUCUGCUGCUAGCUUUACUUGCCAGUGAGAUUGAGCGGUUGACCAUUUGGUACAACCCGUUAUCCACUCAGGAGCUCGCCAUUGCUACAGAACAGUCUGUAGAGACCAGCAUCGCGAACUGGAGGUCCAAAUACAUAAGUCUAACUGAAAAGCAGUGGAAGGACAAUGUCAACCUGGCCUGGAGCAUAGCACCUUACCUCGCACUGCAGCUGCCUGCCAGAUUUAAAAACACAGAGGCCAUUGUGUCUGAAGUGACUCGACUGGUGCGAAUGGAUCCGGCUGCUGUGUGUGACGUCCCCGAAGCCGUCAAGUUUUUGGUGACAUGGCACACGAUCGAUGCUGACUCCCCAGAGCUGAGUCAUAUCCUGUGUUGGGCUCCUGCAGAUCCCCCUACUGGACUGUCCUACUUCUCAUCCCUGUACCCUCCACACCCACUCACGGCGCAAUAUGGGGUCAAAGUUCUCCGUUCCUUUCCUCCUGAUGCCAUUUUGUUUUACAUUCCUCAAAUUGUCCAAGCACUCCGUUAUGACAAGAUGGGUUAUGUCAGAGAGUACAUCCUGUGGGCGGCUCAGAAGUCCCAGCUGCUGGCUCACCAGUUCAUCUGGAACAUGAAAACAAACAUAUACCUGGAUGAGGAGGGAAACCAGAAAGAUCCUGACAUCGGUGAGUUAUUGGAGCAGAUGGUGGAGGAGAUCACCAGCUCUCUGUCAGGACCUGCCAAGGACUUCUACCAGCGAGAGUUCGACUUCUUCAAUAAAAUUACCAACGUGUCGGCCAUAAUAAAACCUUUUCCCAAAGGGGAGGAGCGGAAGAGGGCCUGCCUAGAGGCCAUGUCACAGAUCAAAGUUCAGCCUGGCUGUUAUCUGCCCAGUAACCCGGAGGCCAUCGUUCUCGACAUAGACUACAAGUCAGGGACCCCAAUGCAAAGCGCUGCCAAAGCUCCAUACCUGGCCAAGUUCAGAGUCAGGAGGUGUGGAGUCAGUGAGCUGGAAAAAGAAGGUCUGAGGUGUCGCUCCGACUCUGUAGAUGAGGUGAAGAGUGAAGAGGAGGCCAAACGCAUCUGCUGGCAGGCAGCCAUCUUUAAAGUGGGAGAUGACUGCAGACAGGACAUGCUCGCUCUUCAGAUCAUCAGCCUGUUUAAGAACAUCUUCCAGCUUGUCGGUCUGGACCUCUAUGUGUUUCCAUACAGGGUGGUAGCCACAGCUCCUGGAUGUGGAGUGAUUGAGUGCAUCCCAGACUGUAAAUCCCGUGACCAGCUUGGGCGACAGACGGACUUUGGGAUGUAUGACUAUUUCAGAAACCAGUAUGGAGAUGAAUCCACACUAGCGUUUCAGAAGGCGCGGUACAACUUUAUCCGCAGUAUGGCAGCUUACAGCUUACUGCUCUUCCUGCUGCAGAUAAAAGACAGACACAAUGGAAACAUCAUGCUGGACAGCCAGGGCCAUCUCAUCCACAUCGACUUUGGCUUCAUGUUUGAAAGUUCUCCUGGAGGAAACCUCGGCUGGGAGCCCGACAUCAAACUCACUGAUGAGAUGGUGAUGAUCAUGGGUGGGAAGAUGGAGGCGACGCCCUUCAAGUGGUUCAUGGAGAUGUGUGUGAGGGGAUACCUGGCAGUCAGGCCCUACAUGGAUGGAGUGGUCUCCUUGGUGACACUGAUGCUGGACACUGGACUUCCCUGCUUCAGGGGACAGACCAUCAAAUUACUCAAGCAGCGAUUUAAUCCAGGUUUGAGUGAGAAAGAAGCAGCUUCCUUCAUCAUCAAAGUCAUCCAGAACUGCUUCCUCAGUAACAGGAGUAAAACCUACGACAUGAUCCAGUAUUACCAAAACCAGAUCCCAUACUAAACGUCUGUGCCUAAGCAUGUGCAUUUCUUGCGUUACUAGAUUGUGCAUAUGUGUGCUUUUGUUAAUGUUCUCCAUUGAAGACUGUGGCUCAUUGUUACCGCUGAUUGUUGGACGUUGUCGUAUGUGUUUGCUUUAGCUUCUUAUUUCCCUUUCAAAUGGUUUAUUUUUGUUAAAUAAGAGUUGUCUGUUCCUUAUUUAUUAUGUUAUGUUGAAUGUUGUUCUGAUUAAUUAUUGCAUAUUAUUGCACUAGCAUCUUGACUUCUGUGCUCUUAGAGAAAAAAAAUGCACGUUCCCUUAAGACUUUAUCAGAGUUUGUGCCAAUUUGAAAUACUUCGUAGCAUUUGUGAAUGUGGAUUCUUGAAGCUCUUGAUUAAUUUUCCUUGGGGUUUGACAUGUAAUUGGAUACUUGAAGUAGCUGGUGUAGACUGAUUUCUGUUUUGACCAAUGUGGCCUCUUCUCAUGUCGACUGUAUGCCUCUGCUUCCCUCUGUCAUGGACCAGUCAGAGCUCUUGGAUCUGUGGCAUGGUACUUGUCUUGUAUUUAAGGCUGAUUGUAUAGAUCUGGGUAAAACUGUCUGUAUUUUUAGAUUUCUGUAUUUGCAGUUAUCACAGGAAAAGUGAUGCACAUGAGUUCUGGGAAACACUGGGGAGGAGUUUUUUCUUUUUAUAUUUAGAUUUGCCAAAGGGGGAGGGUGGGGAAGACCAUGCACAUAACAGUAAAUCCAACUUUUAUAUAUUGUUUGUGGCUGACGUUAAGGCACAGCUGAAAAUGUUGGGCAGUUGCAUGAAGUUGGGUGUUAACUACCAUGUAGCCUGUGACCAAUGUGAAACAUGGUGAAACUUCUUUUAGUACUCCAAAGUGCUGUGCCCCAUGCCCGUACGGUUUAGCUUUAGCCUUCAUGUAAUGUUACUGAUUGUAAAGAUUUUGCCUCUCUUUGUAUAUUUAUAUCCAUGACCCAUUUUUCUGUCUCCUUUUCUAUCUUCAUGCCUUUUGAAUGAGAAUGCCUCAGAUAUGAAAUCAAAUAAAGAUCUAUUAACUGAAA
Molecule: messenger RNA, 7389 nt
Organism: Sphaeramia orbicularis (orbiculate cardinalfish)
Lineage: Eukaryota; Metazoa; Chordata; Actinopteri; Kurtiformes; Apogonidae
Gene: pi4kab
Product: phosphatidylinositol 4-kinase, catalytic, alpha b
Exons: 55
Coding region: 39-6347 (2102 amino acids)
Biological process (GO): phosphatidylinositol phosphate biosynthetic process; phosphatidylinositol-mediated signaling
Cellular component (GO): plasma membrane; cytoplasm
Molecular function (GO): 1-phosphatidylinositol 4-kinase activity
Source: RefSeq, a predicted model, not a curated record